CAAGCCUCGUGUGCAAAGCAAUUCUGCUACCUGUGUCGGUCCGUGUAUCCGAGGCUCUUGCAGCUUGUCAAUUCUAUUUCUAGCGCUUCGGUCGAUGUCUCGGUGACAUGACCCAAGUAGCUAAAGAUGCGGCCAAGUUUCUGAAGAGCACUCUACGUCUGCCUUCUUCGACGUUUCCACCUCGACCACAUCCUACGGAUGUCGCAAAAUACCUCCCAAAAUGUACCGAUGAGCUCUAUGCAUGGCAGCGACGCGAGAGGCCUGCCUCGAACACCUUUAUCCUCCAUGACGGACCUCCCUAUGCGAACGGCGAUCUGCACGUCGGACACGCGCUCAACAAGAUUAUCAAGGAUAUAAUAUGUCGAUCUCGGCUUGCGGAGGGCAAAAGGAUAGACUAUGUUCCUGGAUGGGAUUGCCAUGGGCUGCCUAUCGAGCUCAAAGCGUUGGAACACCAUGGCUGGGCUCGUGGACAAGGGGUCGACCCUGUGGCCAUACGAAAAGCGGCGCGCAAGUUUGCCUAUAAGACGGUCGACAAGCAGAUGGCAGGAUUCCGGUCUUGGGGUGUAAUGGGUGACUGGGAAAAUCAUUGGCUGACCAUGCAGAAGGACUUUGAGUUGAGGCAGUUGUCCGUGUUCCAAGCCAUGGCAGAGCAUGGCUUGAUUUAUCGCAAGAACAAACCUGUGUACUGGUCACCGUCUUCCGGGACGGCUCUCGCGGAAGCAGAGCUCGAAUACCAGGAGGACCAUGUGUCUAAUGCGGCUCUGGUCAAGUUCCAGCUUAAUGGCAGGAUCACUUCUGUCGAUGAGCCAGUUUAUGCACUGAUCUGGACCACCACGCCCUGGACUCUGCCUGCCAAUCAGGCCAUCGCGAUCCAUUCAGGACUUCAGUACUCCCUAGUGCGGCUGGGUAGCCAUGGACUGAUCAUCGUAGCGCGGUCGAGAAUACAAUACCUCGAAGAAACAACUGGGCAUCAGGCAGAAAUUGUAAUGGAAAACAUACCCACCGAUCAAGUUUUACAGAGCACCUACUCUGGUAUUGCACAGCUAGCGUCAGGUCCAGAAAGAAGACCCGUCAUACACGCGGACUUUGUCUCUGCUGAUAGUGGUACCGGCCUUGUUCAUUGCGCACCAGGCCACGGCAUGGAAGAUUACGAGGCUCUGCAACCUCUGAUCAAGAGUGGCAGCGUGUCGGUGAAAGCACCGGUCGACAACCUCGGCCGCUUCGACGACACUGCAUCUCCAAGUGACCCUAGUAUGCUUGCUGGGAAGUAUGUUUUCAAGGAAGGGAAUCAAGCCGUGCUGAAUUUGUUACAAAUGGAGGAUCUCCUGGUGCACCAGCACAGCUACAAGCACAAGUACCCGAUCGACUGGAGGACCAAGGAGCCUGUCAUCAUUCGUGCGACCGCACAAUGGUUUGCUGAAAUUUCAAAGAUCCGAGCCGACACAUUAAGCGCUCUCGAUAGUGUGCAAUUCUUCCCUGAAUCGGGGAGAAGUCGACUCCGGAGUUUCGUCGAGAACAGAAGCGAGUGGUGCAUAUCUCGUCAGCGCGCUUGGGGUGUGCCUAUUCCUGCAAUCUACCACAAAUCCACGGGCGAGGCGGUUCUGACACCUGAAAGCGUCACACAUAUCACCAAUGUCAUCAAAGAACGUGGUAUCGAUGCUUGGUGGUCGGACGCACCAGACGACCCAGCAUGGAUCAGUCCUGGACUUUCAUCCGACACAACUGGCUUUGUCCGCGGCACAGAUACGAUGGACGUCUGGUUCGAUAGUGGUACCAGUUGGAUGUAUAUGCUCAAAGAUCAGGACAACUUUAAGCCUCGGUCAGGUCCCCUGGCAGACGUCUACAUGGAAGGUACAGAUCAGCAUCGAGGCUGGUUCCAGUCAAGUUUGCUCACGAACAUUGCCUAUCAGAAGUCCACGCACCCGGACGCUUCUUCGUCUCACGCUCCAUUUCGUAUCCUCGUCACACAUGGUUUCACACUCGAUGCGCACGGCAAAAAGAUGAGCAAGUCUCUCGGUAAUGUCAUUGCACCAGAUCAAAUCAUUGCCGGCAUUGAGCCAGCUGUCAAGCCUACUGCGAAGAAACAGAAACGAGAAAACCACCCCCUGGGACCAGACGCGCUGCGGUUGUGGGUGGCCAGUAGUGAGUGGACGAAGGAUGUGGUGAUCAGCGAGAAGGUGGUUUCUGCGGUGCAUAACGCUCUGGACAAAUACCGGCUUACCUUCAAGAUGUUGUUGGGCAUGCUUGCAGACUUCGACCCGGCCAUGGCAGUUCCGUACAAUCAGAUGUCGCGACUGGAUCAGAUCGCCAUGCACCAUUUAUACUCUGCAGGCACAGCUGUUCGAAAGGCAUACAGUGACUUGGAAUUCCACAAGGCGGAAAGUAGUCUCUAUCGCUGGGUUGCGAUGGACUUGUCGAGUUUUUACUUUGAGGCGAUCAAGGAUACAAUUUAUUGUGACAAGCCUGCCAGCGAGAGAAGAUUGAGUGCCCAGACAGCUCUACACCAUAUUUUCUGUCAGCUGCAGGAGAUGUUAGGUCCAAUCACUCCCUUGCUCGUCGAAGAGACUUGGGCAUAUGCACCAGAAGCAUACAAGACAGGUAUGGAACAUCCGCUGAAAAGGGUAUGGGGAAAUCUACCUCAGAGGUGGCAUGACACACGACUUCAGAAGACACUCCCAGCACUCAUGGCUAUUAAAUCGAGCGUGAACGGUGCACAAGAAGGUGCGAGAACGAGCAAAUUAAUGGGACAGUCAUUGGCGUCGGAUGUGACUCUCUAUCUCUCGAGUGCUGUGGACGUGUCGAGUAUUCCGGAAGAGACAUGGAAAGAAAUUCUAGUUGUGUCGGGGUUUCAGAUACUACAUGGAGAUGGUGAGCAACCUGGAAAUACUGGGGAUCUAAAUAUGCAGGAUGGGGGUAAAUGGGCCAGAGCAAAUGAGAUUGUGUCGACCACCGGAGAGAAGAUCGGACUUGCUCUAGUCCAGAAUCCUCAAAAGGACAAAUGCUCAAGGUGUUGGAAAUACGUGGUGGGAUCUGAGGAGUCAGAGACUUCGACGCAAUCAUCUGAGACGAGCGCGUCAGGUGAACCUCCUCUUUGUGACCGAUGUACAGAUGCUGUUGCAGAGUUUCGCCAGUGAAGCGACUGAACGGAUCAAACGAAGAUAUCCCUGUACCAACAUAUUACUCGUUACUACUGUGUAUAGUUAGCUUGUUGCAUCUUUACUCCAAUGUGAAAGGAAACAGUGUCCC
Molecule: messenger RNA, 3246 nt
Organism: Exophiala oligosperma
Lineage: Eukaryota; Fungi; Ascomycota; Eurotiomycetes; Chaetothyriales; Herpotrichiellaceae
Product: isoleucine-tRNA ligase
Exons: 1
Coding region: 108-3134 (1008 amino acids)
Biological process (GO): isoleucyl-tRNA aminoacylation
Cellular component (GO): cytosol
Molecular function (GO): tRNA binding; aminoacyl-tRNA deacylase activity; ATP binding
Source: RefSeq, a predicted model, not a curated record